Penicillium cinerascens is the source of this 705-nucleotide messenger RNA. Its product is annotated as type 1 glutamine amidotransferase domain-containing protein. The record is from RefSeq and is a predicted model, not a curated record. NCBI's taxonomy places the organism in Eukaryota, Fungi, Ascomycota, Eurotiomycetes, Eurotiales, Aspergillaceae. Gene Ontology annotation, molecular function: glyoxalase III activity. The transcript has 3 exons. Bases 1 to 705 code for a protein of 234 amino acids.
AUGGCUUCUAAAGUGCUGAUUGUUCUCACCUCCCAGGAUAAAAUUCCUGCCAAUGGCAACCCUACUGGAUGGUUCCUGCCCGAGUUUGCCCAUCCAUGGGAUGUCCUUCACCGGAAGGUCGAGCUCACCAUCGCAUCGCCCAAAGGCGGCGAGGCGCCUCUCGAUCCUGGCUCGAUCAAAAUGUUCGAGGAGGAUGCCGUAUCGAUGAAGUUUCUAAAAGAGCAAUAUAGUCUCUGGAAAAACACCAUAAAACUUGUGGACGCCUUGCCCAGAGUCUCCGAAUUUGACGCUCUUUUCUACGUCGGUGGUCAUGGACCCAUGUACGACCUUCAUUAUGACCCGACAUCUCUUGCUUUGAUUCAAGCUUUCAGUGCAGCUAAGAAAGUCGUCGCUGCUGUCUGCCAUGGUCCCACCGUAUUUGUCAAGGCUACAACUAAAUCCGGAGAGCCGUUGCUUUCCAACGCCACCGUCACCGGCUUUUCUAACGUUGAGGAGGAUCAGGCAGGCAUGACUUCCGUCAUGCCGUAUAUGCUUGAGGACGAGUUAAACAAGGUCACCUCAGGUCAGUAUGUCAAGGCCGACGAGCCGUGGGCAGAGAAGGUGGUCGUUUCAAAAACUGCAGAUGGAGCCAUCUUGAUCACCGGUCAAAACCCUGCCAGUGGGGCGGGCGUUGGAAAAGAGAUAUUGAAGGCUUUGGCGAUCUAA